Linum tenue is the source of this 330-nucleotide messenger RNA. The record is from the annotation of a GenBank genome assembly. Lineage: Eukaryota; Viridiplantae; Streptophyta; Magnoliopsida; Malpighiales; Linaceae.
AUGGCGUUCGGAUUUUAUAACAUCUCGUUGCACGAAGACUCAAUCGCCCUAGCGACAUUCAAGACAGUACAAAGGAACGUCUUCAUCGCCACUUCAGCCGGGAUUGUGGGCACGCUCUCUAGGGCCCUCCACAACGGGAUCCCGUGGGUUCUCACAUCACCGUCGUCGUCGAUACGAUUGAGCAUCGAUUACGGGAGCGGCUCAAAUUUUAAAAGGGAUUCUCGAUAUCCUGGUCUUCUUUGUACCCUGGAAAUCACUGCACUGGCGAAGCUCCGAUCGUCUUCAUGGGUGCACGACUCGAGAAGUAAUCAAAGGCAAGAUCAUGCGUGA